Cynoglossus semilaevis (tongue sole) is the source of this 1756-nucleotide messenger RNA. It is a transcript of the gene lepb, whose product is annotated as leptin b. NCBI's taxonomy places the organism in Eukaryota, Metazoa, Chordata, Actinopteri, Pleuronectiformes, Cynoglossidae. The record is from RefSeq and is a predicted model, not a curated record.
UGUUCACAGAAUUAUGGAUGUAUCAGAAAAAUUACUUAAUUAUUCAAUUAAAAUAUUAAAUAUUAAGUAUUGAAAUAUAUGGUAUCUAGUUUAUACUAAUAUUACUAAUACUAAUACUACUAUUACUACUACUAAUAAGAAGAAGAAGAAGAAGAAGAAGAUUUUCUGAUACAUCUCUGGGCGGUGGUAGCCCUCUAGAGGACAUUGUGAGAACUUCAGCCGAGAACAAGCAGCAUGUUGAAUUCCAAGACUCAGCAGGGCAGAGGCUGCAGACAGUGGAGCUGUUCAUAUUCUUUCAACAUGGGUCAGUUUCCCUAUUGCACAGAUAAUAACAGUCCACUGGCUCAGAUAACUCACUCAAAGUUAUGCCAACAGUCUCGUGAUUUGGGAAAAACUCCCUGAUCGUCUGGUUACUGCAGCAGGACGCCUGAGAACAUCUCCCGAGAACACAUUCUGAAAUCCACCUUCCAUACUGAGCUCUAGGUUUACACAGAGAAACGGCCACAGUGGCGCCAAUGACCAACUGUCAGAGAACGCUGUGGGCUCCAGGUACUAUGAACAUCACAUGUUCAAACAAACACACAGUGAGUCACCAUGAGAUCCUGAGGCUUGAAGUGUGUGGAUUAGGAUUAGGAUUAUGAAGGUAACUGGAAGGGGGUGACUCAGGUUCAGAUCAGACUAUUUAAGAGACGAAACUGCAAAAAACAGACGUGUGAACGUGUGUUCAGUGAUACGGGAGCAGGAGUGAAGUACAGGUAAGAAAAUACUACGUUAAUGAGUUUGUGCCUACAGUGUGUUUGUAGAAAAGAAAGUUCUUUUAAGGUCAAUUAAAGUAGGGACUUUCAAAAAAACAACUUUUAUUUGAAAAACCUACUCAUAAAACUUUGUCUCUCUUUGAAUAGGAUGCAAACAGCUCUGUCUGUUGUCUACGUCUGUCUGGUCGCUGCUGUUGGUUUGUCAGGUUCUCCUGACAAACAGUACGACUCCAACAGAAACAGCCAACACAUCAUAGACGCAGUUAAUACAACCCUGGUCCACGUCAAGAACAUAUGGAAAGUGGUAAAGUAAAAAAAAAUCACCUGCUUUUCAGAAGAAGAAAAAAACUCUCCAUAAACGCAGGGUUUUAAAUUUGUUUCACUCUUUUUUCUGAAGCUAACCAUGAGUCUAAACAUAAGGCUCAGCCCUCCUCCCAUCAUGGGACUCACUCAAAUCACUAUUGACCUUGGACUCUUGGCCGUGGAGCUGCAGAGCCCGGUCACCGAGCUGCUCAGUCAGAUCACAGUCGACGUCUCCGGCCUUGAGGCCAAGGUUCGCUCCAGGGCCUUGAGGACGGGCUGCCUGGUCGACGCCAGACCCACAGGAAACACCUGCAACGACCUGUUUCCAGACACUGUCUUCCUCCUGAUAUUGGCUAAGGUGCAGCACUACCUGGAGGAGCUGCUCCUCCACAAGGACAAACUCAGCGUGUGCUGAGAAAAAUAAGCCGCUUACGUUCUGAAAUCAACACCAUUAAAUGGAGUAAAAUGGAGAGGAAUUUAUCUUCAGUUUCACCAGAUCUGUUUAACAGUAACUCGUACGACACGUCUGUGUUUCUCAAAUGUGGUAUGUGCCCCGUAGUUGAUCCCUAAGUGAGAAUUCAAACUAUUCCUCAGAAUACUGCAAAAGAAAGGUUCAGUAAACAUUAUGAAAACUUUUUAUAAAAUUGAAUUUAUGUGAAAGAGUUUAAUUCACCACAAAGACAGAGGGAAGGCACACA